Messenger RNA from Triticum turgidum subsp. durum (durum wheat), 1497 nucleotides. NCBI's taxonomy places the organism in Eukaryota, Viridiplantae, Streptophyta, Magnoliopsida, Poales, Poaceae. The record is from the annotation of a GenBank genome assembly.
AUGAUCGGUGAAAUGGAUGCGGACAGUGUUGUAGGAUAUUUCAGGGGCAAGAGUAUCCUCAUCACUGGUUCAACUGGCUUCCUAGGCAAAGUGCUCGUAGAGAAGAUACUGAGGGUUCAACCUGAUGUGAAGAAGCUCUUCCUCUUGAUUCGGGCCCCUGAUGCUGAAUCCGCGAAGCUUCGGAUUCAGACUGAGAUCAUAGAUCGGGAGAUCUUUCAUGUGCUAAAAGAAAAACAUGGUGUGCGGUUCAAUAAUUUCAUUGAAGAAAAGAUAUGUCCUUUGGUGGGAGAUAUCAUUUAUGAAAACUUUGGACUAGACAAUGCCCAGCUAGGGGAAUUGUCCAAGGAUAUAGAUGUCAUCGUCAACGGAGCUGCGACUACAAAUUUCUUCGAAAGAUAUGAUGUGGCUUUCGAUGUGAAUGUCUUGGGUGUGAAGCACAUCUGCGCAUUUGCAACAAAAUGUCCUAAGCUCAGGAUGUUGCUUCAUGUUUCAACAGCCUAUGUAGCUGGUGAACAAGAGGGGAUAAUACCAGAGAAGCCAAUCUUGAUGGGUGAGACCAUAAAGGUGGGCACACACCUAGACAUCGAAUCGGAGUUAAAUUUAAUCAAAGAGACCAUGCAAGAACUAAAAGCUAGUUGUUCCAUGGAGAAGGCUGGGAGGAAAACCAUGAAGGAGCUUGGCCUCAAGAGGGCUCGAAACUUCGGGUGGCCAAACACCUAUGUAUUCACUAAGGCAAUGGGGGAGAUGAUGAUGGAGCUCCUACCAAUGGACUUUCCGGUUGUCAUCAUCCGCCCGAGCAUUAUAACCAGUACCUUCAAGGAGCCAUUGCAUGGAUGGAUGGAAGGAAUCAAGACAAUCGACUCGGUGGUCAUCGGAUACGCCAAGCAGACCUUGCCCUUCUUCCUAGUCGACCUAGAUUUAAUAAUGGAUGUGAUUCCAGGGGACAUGGUGGUGAACGCUAUGAUGGUUGCCAUGGUAGCACACUCAGAGGAUCAGCGGGUGCAAAUCAUCUACCAUGUAACAUCGUCGCUGCGGAACCCAGCACCUUACGCCAUCCUUUGGAAGUCUCUCUUUCGGUACUUCAAUGACAAUCCCCCAUGCACGGGAAGGAAUGGUGAGCGUGUUCGGCUGAAGAAGAUGCGGUUCUUCAGCUCUAUCAUGUGGUUCAGGCUGUACAUGGCCUUCAAGUACAUGCUUCCCCUCGAGAUGCUUCGCCUAGUGAACAUUGCACUUUGUGGUGUUUUCUCACGGGUAUACAACGAACUCAGCAGAAAAUUCAGAUUCAUGAUGCAGUUGAGCGAAUUAUAUGCACCAUACACUUUGUUCAAAGGGUGCUUUGAUGACAUGAACUUGGAUAAACUAAGGAUGGCGAUGAAAAAGGACAAUCAAAAUAACAAUGGGGCCUAUUACUUUGAUUUUGAUCCCAAGUACAUUGACUGGGAAGAUUAUUUCUACAGUGUUCACAUCCCUGGUGUGCUCAAAUAUACGCGUGAUUGA